GGGUCUACUCGCUCACGUCAGUAGCAGAUCAGUAAUCAUGGCGGAUACGGAAGGAGAGUCACUGGAGUCGUGGCUAAACAAAGCCACCAAUCCUUCCAACAGACAAGAGGAGUGGGAAUACAUAAUUGGGUUCUGUGACCAAAUCAAUAAGGAACUCGAGGGCCCACAGAUAUCGGUCCGAUUAUUAGCACAUAAAAUUCAGUCACCACAAGACUGGGAGUCAUUACAGGCACUAACUGUUUUAGAAGCUUGCAUGAAGAACUGUGGGAGAAGGUUUCAUAAUGAAGUUGGAAAGUUUAGAUUUUUAAAUGAACUCAUCAAAGUAGUUUCACCAAAGUAUUUGGCUGAUAGAGUAUCUAAACGAGUGAAGACUAAAGUAAUCGAGUUGCUGUACAGCUGGACUGUUGCUUUACCAGAUGAGGCAAAGAUCACAGAGGCCUAUCAAAUGCUAAAGAAGCAAGGUAUUGUAAUAGUAGACCCAAAAGUUCCUGUGGACAAGACCCUGGUUCCCUCGCCGAGGCCAAAAAAUCCAGCGUUUGACAAUGAGGAGAAGAGUAAGCAUCUUGCAGAACUUCUUAAGAGUAAAAAGCCAGAGCAUCUGCAAGAAGCCAAUCGCAUUAUCAAGAGCAUGGUCAAAGAGGAUGAGGCUAUACAGCAGAAAGCAUUUCAGCGUGCCAGCACCCUGGAGGAGGUGAAAAACAGUGUGAAGCUCCUUAACGAGAUGCUAAAUAAUUUUAAAAAAGAUGAGUCAACCCAAGCAGACAAGGAACUUAUGAAGGAUCUUUAUAAUGACUGUGAAAAGCUUAGAACUGCUGUCUUCAAAUUUGCAGCAGAGAUAGAGGAUGAUGAAAGUGCCUUAGGUGAUAUUUUGCACGCUAGCGAUGAUCUCUCACAAAUUGUCAACUCUUAUAAAAAGAUUGUUGAAAGACAGACCAUCACCAUUGACACACCUGGAUUAACAGCUUCAGAACGCACCAGUGAUGGAAGUUCUUCAGAGAUUUUGAUUGAUUUGGCUGAUGUAGACUCUGGGACUCCUUUAAGCUCCCUCAAGCAAGUUUUGCCCCCACCUCAGCACACCGAUUUCAUACCAGCUGAACUACUCACACUUACACCUUUAGUUGGAGCUCUGCCUUCCUCCUCCAAUACAUCCUCUGGGUCAUCAGGUUUCCAUAUCAGUGACAUUGACAGUCCUUACCGUUCCCCACCAAGUCAGCUUCCCAGUAGUCUCUCUCUGUUAGACGAGGAACUUUAUUCAUUAGGCAUUGGUAAUCUAGACACAACCUUGAACAAGUCAGUUGAAAAGAAUAUAACAGAAGAUCAGAGCAAGCAGUGGAUUUCUUCAAAAACUUCUCAACCAGUGAACAAUCUUCCCUACAGCUCUGCUCCUUUAAAUCCUCACAUCUCAACAGCACCACCUACCUCUAAAGCUUCCGCAGUCACUGUAACUGAAAGCUCCCUUCCAAAUGCUGAGCGGACAGCCUUGCCCUCCUUUCUGCAGAGCUGUAAAGACCUUGCCAUGCUGGAGCUGGACAAGACUAACAGCAGUCAGUCCAGUUAUUCAAGCCUGGGCAGCAGAGAACUUGGAGUAGGUGAAGGGAACGUCCAUACUGCAUUAACCACAUUCUGUUUGCCAGCUGGCAAAGCACCAGUGCCUUCUACUGUAACCUCUGUCAAACCUCAGAGCUUCACUCCAGACAGCCCUCUCUUCAUGUCUCUUUCUCCUACAAUACCCAUGAGUCAGACACCCUCAGCCUCAGGCCUGGACAUCUCCCUAACCAGUGUCUAUGUCCCACUUGAGGCCAUUAAACCAAGUAAGGAGGGUCCAGUGACAGCCUAUGAUAAGGAUGGUAUUCGUGUGCUCUUGCACUUUGCUACUGACCACCCACCUGGUCGCCCUGAUGUUCUGGUGAUUGUGGUGUCCAUGUUGAACACAGCACCGCUGCUGGUGAGGAACUUAAUGCUGCAGGCAGCUGUGCCAAAGUCUAUGAGAGUGAAGCUGCAGCCUCCGUCUGGGACUGAGAUGACUCCCUUUAACCCUCUCAUGCCCCCCAGCUCCAUUACUCAGAUCAUGCUGCUGGCUAACCCACUGAAGGAGAAGGUGAGGAUGAGAUACCAGUUGACAUUCGUCCUGGGAGAUCGACAGGUCACAGAGACUGGAGAAAUAGACAAGUUCCCUCCAGUAGAAAGAUGGGGUCAUUUAUAGCUGUGUAGCUCAGAAGCAAAGCAUUAUUGCUUAUGACAGAGAGAGCUUAAAAAAGUGGAUGUUAAUGGGAUGAAAGUGCAUGGAUGAGCCUUAAAUAGUGUCUCAAAAGACAACUUUUGUUCUGGACUCUACCAGUGACAUACUGGAUGCUAAUGUUAAAAAUCCCAAUCUCUAAAUAAUCCCACAAAUGUCUCCAUGUGAUGGUCUUCCUCAUUAAGUACCAUUGUAAUCAACAAAAAUGUGUUGCCUGUAAGAGUUUGAGUCCUAAAGUUUUAUUUGGUGUCUUUCAAUACUGCAGUGGAGGGUUAUGUAAUAUCACUGGAUGUCUCACAGAAAAUAUUUUUUUUUUUACAAUUUUUUUCCUUGGUGUGACAGCUCUAUUGUUUCUAACAGUUUGCAUAUAUACCGACACGUUUUUUGCUUUGAAUUUUAUUGAAUAUGUUGGCUUUGAGUUUUACAUUGUAUUUAUUUCAUGACUAUUUAUCACUCAGUUUAUUGAUGUUUGACAUGGCUGGUCUUUUACACUGAUCUAAAGCUUGUCAUUUGACAUUGUUUAACAGUAAAUCUGCAGAUCACAGGAAAGUGUAGAGAAAAAAAGUAAAUAUGGUUAAAACCAUACUUUUGACUCUGUUUUCAAAGCUUGAAGGAAUUACUUAUACACAGUGCUUUGUUAGACUGUUCGUUUGUUGUUCUGGAAUGACUGAAAAGACAUUAUUAUAAUACUAAAUGACUGUUUAUAAUUGUAUUGGGGUGUGGUCUAACAAAAUUUCUGUAAGCCUUUUGAAAUCCUAUUGUGUGGCCUUUUUUCCUUUUACACUAAGCACUACAGUUUUGUUUUGUAGUGCUGGAUAUGUCCACCUACUGAGAGAGUGAGUUCCACAAUCCCAGGAUAUUUCUCUUUUGACUGUAUGGAGUCUACAAUUUUACAUGAUGUAAAACUGUUUUUAAGACAAAUAAAUUGUUUCGUUUUGA
Molecule: messenger RNA, 3175 nt
Organism: Xyrauchen texanus (razorback sucker)
Lineage: Eukaryota; Metazoa; Chordata; Actinopteri; Cypriniformes; Catostomidae
Product: ADP-ribosylation factor-binding protein GGA3-like
Exons: 17
Coding region: 38-2203 (721 amino acids)
Biological process (GO): intracellular protein transport; vesicle-mediated transport
Cellular component (GO): trans-Golgi network
Molecular function (GO): small GTPase binding; phosphatidylinositol binding; ubiquitin binding
Source: RefSeq, a predicted model, not a curated record